ACGACGAAGAAGUAAGAAGAAGACGUUUCCGUUAUACGAGUCUUAGGCGUUACUACAGUACUUAAGAUUUGAAAACAUAAACUGCUUUUUCUUUAGCAAACAAUAUAUCGUUAUGUGUAUUAGCCAGUCCCAGUCGAUAUAAACAUCUCUGUGUUGGUCUUUAGCGGGUUUUGCUAACUCGUCGCUCUCAGUCGGGAGGAGGGUGUGGUUCAGAAACAAACACGACGACUUUUCAUCAUUUUGAAGUCAGAUUUUGUUGGAAUCUAGGACAAUAUGAAGGAGAUGUUCAAAAUCUUUACGUUUGUAUUGCUGAUAUGCGGUGUGUUUGGUGCUGAUGAAGAUGAAGUGAAGUCAGUGAUGGAGGGAGAUUCUGUCACUCUGAACCUUGAUCCUACUCAGAUACAGGGAUUUAUUCAGAUACAGUGGAGGUUUGGUAAACUGGGCUCUACCAUUGCUAAAAUUGUUGGAAAAACAAUCUCAUAUGAAGAUGAGGAGAUAUUUGAAGAUUGUCUGCAGCUGGAUCAGACUGGAUCUCUGACCAUCAAGAACAUGAGAACCAAACAUUCUGGUCGUUAUAAAGCCGAGAUCAGCCACAGCACUGGGACGUUGGACAUAAUAUUCAUUGUUACAGUCUUUGUGUCUCCGGAUGUUAUUGAUGCUGUUAAAGGUGAAAUGAAGCUCAUGUCAGUGACGGAGGGAGAUCCUGUCAUUCUUCAGACUGACGUUCCUCAACUAACCAGAGAUAUGUUGGUAGUGUGGAGGUCUGGAGAUGAAGGAAAACUCAUAGCUAAACAUGAUAUCGAGGCCAAAAGCUCACCAUUUUAUGUUGAAACUGAUGGGAGAUUCAGAGACAGACUGAAGCUGGAUCAGACUGGAUCUCUGACCAUCACAAACAGCAGAACCAAUGACUCUGGACUUUAUAGAGUGAAGAUCAGCAGCAACAAUCAAACAACAUAUAAGAGAUUCACUGUUACUGUCAGUGUUCCAGAUUCAGGUCUCUCUGGAGGUGCUGUAGCAGGGAUUGUUAUUGUUCUUCUGCUGCUGGUGCAGGCUGUAGCUGGUGUGAUGUACUUCUUCCGUCGCCCCAUUACCACCAAACUACCAAACCAAACAUGGAUAGUGCAACAUGGAGAUCAUGUGACUCUAAACCCUGAAACUGAAAUACAGAGAGGAGAUGAGAUACAGUGGCUGUUUGGAGCUGAAGAGACUCUCAUCGCUGAAAUCAAAGGAGAGAACAGAGAGAUGAAGACACAUGAAGGUCCUGAUGAGAGAUUCAGAGACAGACUGAAGCUGGAGACGACUGGAUCACUGACCAUCAAGUUCAUCUUCACUAAACACUCUGGACUCUUCACUCUGAAGAUCAGAAGAGGAAGAGAAACCUUAUACAAAAGAUUCAAUGUUUAUGUCAAAAGUGAGUCGCUCCAGUCAGUUUAAUAAUGAUUUCAUUCU
This is a messenger RNA of Carassius auratus (goldfish), 1449 nucleotides long. RefSeq lists its product as uncharacterized. Bases 274 to 1434 code for a protein of 386 amino acids. NCBI's taxonomy places the organism in Eukaryota, Metazoa, Chordata, Actinopteri, Cypriniformes, Cyprinidae. The record is from RefSeq and is a predicted model, not a curated record. The transcript is spliced from 5 exons.